Fusarium musae is the source of this 522-nucleotide messenger RNA. RefSeq lists its product as uncharacterized. NCBI's taxonomy places the organism in Eukaryota, Fungi, Ascomycota, Sordariomycetes, Hypocreales, Nectriaceae. The record is from RefSeq and is a predicted model, not a curated record. Gene Ontology annotation, molecular function: clathrin-cargo adaptor activity. Gene Ontology annotation, biological process: protein transport; vesicle-mediated transport. Gene Ontology annotation, cellular component: AP-1 adaptor complex; intracellular membrane-bounded organelle. The transcript has 3 exons. Bases 1 to 522 code for a protein of 173 amino acids.
AUGGCCAUUCAAUAUCUCAUUCUCCUAUCCCGUCAGGGCAAAGUGCGUCUCGCCAAAUGGUUCACAACACUAUCCCCCAAGGACAAGGCCAAGAUCGUCAAGGAUGUAUCUCAGCUUGUGCUCGCUCGAAGAACGCGCAUGUGCAACUUUCUAGAAUAUAAGGGUCGGUUUCCUGAACCCCUUUGUUUUGAUGAGAUUGAGCUAACUAUCAAUGUAGAUACAAAGAUUGUCUAUCGUCGAUAUGCAUCACUCUUCUUCAUUGCCGGAUGCUCUUCCGAAGAUAACGAGCUGAUCACCCUCGAAAUUAUCCACCGAUACGUCGAACAGAUGGACAAGUACUACGGCAACGUUUGCGAGCUCGACAUCAUCUUCUCUUUCACCAAGGCGUACUAUAUUCUCGACGAAAUCCUCCUCGCUGGCGAGCUGCAGGAAACGAGCAAAAAGAAUGUUCUUCGCUGCAUCGGCCAGCAGGACUCCCUUGAAGAUAUGGAGGUAAGUCAUGACCAGCUUGAUAAACUAUGA